AUGUCACAUUCUCCCUCUCACGAUGCCCAAGCGAGCGAUGCUUUUCAAAAGCUUAAGGAAAUAUGCGUACCGCUUCUAGGAUGCUCAAGACUCACGCGAGCGAAUGAACGGCAGCUUCUUGCAUUGCUGGAUGCACUUGUGACACGUCUCAAGUCGUUGUCCGAGCCCCAAUCGCUACUGAAUCAAGCCCUGAUUCAAUACGUGUUUUUUCCUAUCUCCAGCAUUCUGCAAAGAAAUGACCUGCAAACUGUACCAGAUCAAGUGCUCGAGCGUAUUUCUUCAGUCCUCGAAGUUCUGUCCAAAACAUGGUGGUGGACAUGUGAUGUACAAACAUGGGAGCAGCUCGUUAUGCUGUCGGGUUCGAACCUCUUUCAAGCUGGUCCAAAAUUUCGGAAGCGCGAUGAUCAUACGAAAGAGGCUGCCGCUCGGUGUAUUCUCCAACUGAUGCGGCCAAGAAGUCAAGCUGAAGCCUCCGUUAUGCGCAAAACUCCACCCUCGCAUCCCCCGGAGGAGAUUUUUGGGCGGUUCAAAAGCCACGCCCAAAGCCCCAAGUUCUUCCCAAUACUGGGUCAACUUGUGCACAAUGUGCUCGACUCAGUCACCAGUUCACAUCGGCCUCUACAGCUGGUAUCACUUCAACUACUGAACAUUCUCGUAUCAGAGUACUUUGGUGCGAAUUAUGCUCCCAUUAUUUUGCCUGGUGUCGUCAGCUCGAUGUGCAAAGUCAUCCUUGGCAAACAGGCGGGCGUGAGUGGGUGGCAGAACAGUGAAAUCUGCGAGGCAGCUCUUCUCGUUAUGAAAAAUGAAAUACUGCAUAGCUUGGGAGAUGACGUCUGUGUCGCACAGGGUUUGGUUCGAGGCAUGGCCAGUGGUAUUGAAGAGUUAUCGAAUAUCGUCGGUCCGAAUGACAGUAUUACCACAUCGUCGUACCUGGGUGACGAUAUGUCAUCUUCGCGGGAGACACCUGGCCCCGAUCCAAAGUCUCCAGGCUUUGUACGGUCGACGUCUUGGUUAACUGCUAUGGCAUCUCAGCUCCACAUCGCUCUUAACACUCUCGCACCAUUAUUAAGGCAUCCAAACGCACAGGUUCUCCUGGCCCUCGCGAAUUUCUCCAAUAUGAUAUUAGGGAAGACCCGACUCACUCUGGUGCCCAGCCAUGCCCUCCUAUUGUCCUAUAGCUUGACACUUUCUGUCUCUUCAUAUUCCGAGGUGUCAUUACUAGCAAGGAACGGUUUAAUUGAUCAAUUGGCAAACGACAAGGAUAGCAGCAUCGUGCGGCUCAUACUUGAUAUGACGCAAACGAACAUGAACUCUCUCCCCCGACUCAUCCCCACUCAUUCCGAUGCCAAGGUGCAAUACCUUGCCUCCCAGGUAGAAGCAGUCUGCAUGAUCGCUUCCUCUGGCUCAUCCUCCGCGAAAGCCCUACGUUCUUCUAUUCAAACUCUACUGGGUCCUACCGGUCACGUCGAGAAAUGGGGAUUCAGUCUACUCUAUGUGCUAGACUUCUCUAUACCAUCGAUCAUGCCGAUGACUACUGCCACAAGCCAAUUCCUAGGGGAUAGCUCAAACGAUACACUCGAGCCCUCUCCUAUCCCGUUUCCAAGCUUAGAGCUUACGCAGCUAAGAUCGACCAACAGCAGCAGCGAGCUCGAGGCUUUUAAGUCUCUUGAACAAAUGCUUCGCGAAUUAGCACGUGCAGGGGGUGAGACUGCCUUGUAUACCCUUGAGUGGUUUGUGGAACGGGGAACAGGCACUCGUAAACUGCAAGAAGCUAACGCGGCGCUUUGGGUCGCAGGUCGUUUGUUAGAGGGUAUUGGAGGCGUCACUCUCGGCGGCAACGAGAAGGGCUUGGAGCAAAAUGUGCUCCAGAAGCAAGGGAAGAAGUUUUCUAAAGCGUGUCGAUGGAUCGUGCGGGCGGUUACGGAAAACUUAGAUACAUUUCAUGAUACGGCUUCGACGGCCCCAACAGACAAUCACGAGAUUGAGGAACACCAAGGAAGCAAUACGAUCAUUGAAUACAAGAAAGGGAUGAAUGAGCUUCAAACCUUGCUCGAUUCAGACAAAAAACGAAGUGGCCCGAGCGCCUCUGGCCCUUCGAAAUCUAUUAUGUUACAGGUCCACUCUGCGCUUUUGCUUCACCUCCUUGCCAUCACUUCAUCAGUACUCACACAGAAAUUCCGGCCCCUCUUGCUGGAGUCUCUGUACCCGGCUCUUCAUUCCCUUGUAUCCCCCCAUCCCUUCGUCGCCUCCACUGCUCAGUCUACGUUGCGCGUUAUAACUUCUGCGACUGCAUACACAUCUCCCGCACACAUCCUCGUAGCCAACUUCGACUACGCCCUGAAUUCAUGUUCCUUACAUCUUACUCGUGCGCGCCUCGAUAUUGACGCGACGAAGGUUUUAGCCUUACUGGUACGGCUGGUGGGAAGCGAAGUGGUUGAGCAUGCUGGUGAUGUUGUUGAGGAAUGCUUUGACAGACUGGACGAGUACCAUGGAUAUAAUGCAAUCGUGGCAGGCCUGGUCGACGUCCUCGGAGAGGUUGUGCGAGCCGUUCGUACCGAACGUGUCGACGACAAGCACCCGGACAGCACUGCGAAGAGAAAUCAAGCGAUCGAAGCAUUCGAUCGAGGAGAGCAGCGAUUAGAAGGAUUCUUUCGAUGGUUUGCUCAUCGGCAUGACCCCGAUCCCCUGGCACCGGAUGAAGAUGAUUUUGGGCCUGUUCCUCAGACGAUGUGGGGUGAUGUCGAAGAUGAGAGGAAGAAAGGGGCUAAAGGUCUUUCUGAGGAUGAAGCAGAGGAAGAACAUAUUCCUCCAACUGCUGCUGAGGACGAUUCGCCAUUGACCCCCCUUCAAGCUCUUACACAACAAAUUAUCUCUCGAUCCUUAUAUUUCCUUACACACCCUUCAUCCAUGAUACGGGCUCGCAUACUCUCUCUUCUGGCUUCUUCGGUUCCAAUCCUCAGAACGACAGAAUCUUCGGUCCUCCCUUCGAUACACAAGGCGUGGCCGUUUGUCAUUAAUCGGCUUAGUGACACCGAACCCUUCGUAGUAACAGAAGCCGCGGGUCUUGUAGAGUCCUUGGUGCUGAACGUUGGCGAUUUCAUGUAUCGCCGGGUAUUGGAUGACGUCUGGCCACGGUUCCAGAGGAUGCUUUUACAGCUCGAAGUGGCGGACUCCACGAAUGCUUUGACUCGUCGCCGAGGCGGCAACAUCGGGACACGGACCCCCUAUUCGUCGUCCCAUCGGACGUAUCGAUCUUUGUUAUCAGCGUUAAGGGCGGUGGUGGAAGGCACUGAACUCGGUGAUGCUUUGGCUUGGGAUAUGACCAAGCUAUGCCGACGCUUCUUGAGUGUCCACGCCCAUCCUGAAAUCCAAUCCAUCGCAAGAGAGCUCUACAUUGGGCUAGCGCAGCACAAUCCUGACAUGGUCUGGCUCGUGCUUUGUGCAACGAUUGAGAAAAACCCUCGAUCAGUUGAUGUGGACAGUGGGAAGGAUACAGAAACCGUAUAUGCAAACAGGGACAAGAUCCCAAGUACACUUGCUUUCUUGAAGGCGGAGAGUCUUGAUAUCUUAGGGAAUGUGUGCGUUGUGCUUGAUACGAUACGAUGACACAAACAUCAGAAGAAUCGAGACCUUUGUUGGUUAAGAAUGGAGGCAUCCAAUUCAUCUGCGAGUUUGUCUUCGGCACGAUGCACAGAUGUAUAUGACGACAAGUAAUAUGGUGGUAGACACGUCUCAUUCUAUAUACUGGGUUGUAUGGAGAAGCGAGAUGCCGAGCG
Messenger RNA from Cantharellus anzutake, 3776 nucleotides. Its product is annotated as armadillo-type protein. Bases 1 to 3606 code for a protein of 1201 amino acids. Gene Ontology annotation, cellular component: cytoplasm. The record is from RefSeq and is a predicted model, not a curated record. The transcript is spliced from 2 exons. Lineage: Eukaryota; Fungi; Basidiomycota; Agaricomycetes; Cantharellales; Hydnaceae. Gene Ontology annotation, biological process: chromatin remodeling.